This is a messenger RNA of Aspergillus sclerotioniger CBS 115572, 1235 nucleotides long. Its product is annotated as class I SAM-dependent methyltransferase. NCBI's taxonomy places the organism in Eukaryota, Fungi, Ascomycota, Eurotiomycetes, Eurotiales, Aspergillaceae. Bases 105 to 1091 code for a protein of 328 amino acids. The record is from RefSeq and is a predicted model, not a curated record. The transcript is spliced from 3 exons. Gene Ontology annotation, molecular function: methyltransferase activity.
CCCUGCUCGCCCUCCCAUCUUGUUCCACAGACUGCAUUAAAACCUGGUGGUCCUCGGCGGCACUUUCCAUCGCUUUUCUCUCUCUCUUCGCCAUCGCCACAAUCAUGCCCCAGCCAGAUGGGGGCGAGCAUAUUCAGGUAGACACAAGUGACGAGGACUCCCUUCUAGACUCGGAAUCUUUAAUCGGAUCCAACCUCACCACAAUUUCCUCGGUACGAGAUUAUUGCUACGAAAAUGGCCGUCGAUAUCACGCCUAUCGUUAUGGACAAUAUCCCAUCCCGAACGACGAAGAAGAGCAGGAUCGUCUCGCGUUAAUGCAUCAUGCCUUCAAACUUCUUCUGGGAGGCGAUUUGUUUCGUGCCCCAAUACACCAACCCCGGCGCAUUCUCGAUGUCGGCACCGGCACAGGCAUCUGGGCCUUAGAAAUGGCCGAGGAAUUCCCCAACGCGGAGAUCAUGGGCACCGACCUGAGUCCAAUCCAACCCAACUGGGCACCACCAAACUGUACAUUCACCGUCGACGAUGCGGAGAGUGACUGGGCCUACACCAAGGAGGAAUCAUUUGACUAUAUCCAUGCUCGAAGCAUGGGUGGCAGCAUCGCCGACUGGGAGCGGCUUCUACGUCAGGCUUACGAUCAUGUUAAACCCGGUGGCUGGGUAGAGAUCCAAGAAUCAGAGACCUGGAUACGAUCUGAUGAUGGCACCUGCAAAGAUGCAGUAAUGAUACGGGCUUUGCAGCAGAAGUUAGAUGAGGGGAGCAUCAAAUUUGGGAAGCGUAUGAACAUUGCUCCUGAAGUCCGGGGUUAUAUGCAGCGCGCCGGUUUUCAAAACGUUACAGAUGACAUAUACAAGUGUCCUGUAGGCACGUGGCCGAAAUCCCCGCGUUUGAAAGAGAUCGGACGGGUGGGGAAGCUGACACUUUACGACUCUAUCGAGCCAUAUGCGCUCGCCAUUUUUACUCGUGUCCUGGGAUAUACGUAUGAAGAGGCUCAGGAGUUUGUGCAGAAAGUACAGGCGGAGCUUGUCAGCUCGAACUACCAUGUCUAUGUUCUUUUCCAUUACGUGUAUGGACAGCGACCUUUGCAUGGGUGACGACGAUACGAUAAUACCCUGUGACGGCCAUGGUACUUCCUUGUUUUCCCUUUUCUCUCUUUUGCAUUUGGCGUCUGGCCAUAGGCGGAUGGAUUAUUUUCUCAUUAAGAUACCCUCAGUCCGGGCACAUAUAUCGACUUCAUA